CAUGAGCGGAAGUCACUCGUUGAGCAGUCUCCGGCAGUUUAUAUGAUAGGUGCCAUAUUCUGGACAGAGUAACACACCUUUAUUCUAUUCUUCCGGACGUCCACGCCAAUGGCGGAUGAGGCCACCCGGCGGGUCGUGUCUGAGAUCCCGGUGCUGAAGACGAACGCCGGACCCCGAGAUCGAGAAUUGUGGGUGCAGCGACUAAAAGAGGAAUAUCAAUCCCUUAUCCGGUAUGUGGAGAACAACAAGAAUUCAGACAAUGAUUGGUUCCGAUUGGAGUCUAACAAGGAAGGGACCCGGUGGUUUGGAAAAUGCUGGUACAUCCAUGACUUACUCAAAUAUGAGUUUGACAUCGAGUUUGAAAUUCCUAUCACAUAUCCCACUACUGCUCCAGAAAUUGCAGUCCCUGAGCUGGAUGGAAAGACAGCGAAGAUGUACAGGGGUGGCAAAAUAUGUCUGACUGAUCAUUUCAAACCUUUGUGGGCCAGGAAUGUGCCCAAGUUUGGACUAGCUCAUCUCAUGGCACUAGGGCUGGGUCCUUGGCUGGCAGUGGAAGUCCCUGAUCUGAUUCAGAAGGGUGUAAUCCAGCACAAAGAAAAAUGCAACCAAUGAAGGAUCAAGCCACUGAGGCAGGACAGAGGGAUUUUUGAUAGGCUGUAUUCCUGUUUUCUUGUGAACCGUUCUUACUCAUGAUUCUUUGAUGGGUCUCCUCUGGUGGUUACAAAUUAUCUAUAGCUGGAUUGGGGGAAAAACCCAACAAUAGGGUAAGGUCACAAAGUUUCUAAGUUUAGCUGUACAGGGAGGUGAAAGACUUGGGCCUUGAAAUAGGCAAUUUGUAUCCCUUCUCCAAGUGGACCCUGGAGGCAUCUUGGAGGCAUAGGGGGUUAACUGACAGCUCAUAGCUUUUAUGGUUUCUGGAAACAACCUGUCAAUAAAAGCUGCUUCCGAUGUAUGUA
Onychomys torridus (southern grasshopper mouse) is the source of this 956-nucleotide messenger RNA. It is a transcript of the gene Ufc1, whose product is annotated as ubiquitin-fold modifier conjugating enzyme 1. Gene Ontology annotation, biological process: protein K69-linked ufmylation. NCBI's taxonomy places the organism in Eukaryota, Metazoa, Chordata, Mammalia, Rodentia, Cricetidae. Gene Ontology annotation, molecular function: UFM1 conjugating enzyme activity. Bases 109 to 612 code for a protein of 167 amino acids. The record is from RefSeq and is a predicted model, not a curated record. The transcript is spliced from 7 exons. Gene Ontology annotation, cellular component: cytoplasm.